Molecule: messenger RNA, 1793 nt
Organism: Mandrillus leucophaeus (drill)
Lineage: Eukaryota; Metazoa; Chordata; Mammalia; Primates; Cercopithecidae
Gene: SNX7
Product: sorting nexin 7
Exons: 9
Coding region: 3-1424 (473 amino acids)
Molecular function (GO): phosphatidylinositol binding
Source: RefSeq, a predicted model, not a curated record
CAAUGGGCACGCUCGGGGGAGCCGGGCUGGCGGCGGCGGUGGCGGCCAGCCGGGCGCGCACUCUCGGGAUGGAGGGCGAGCGCCGGGCAUCUCAGGCGCGCUCCUCGGGCCUCCCGGCCGGGGGUGCCGACGGGGAGAGCCCGGGGGGCAGCGCCCCCUUCCCGGGCAGCAGCGGCUCUUCCGCGCUGUUGCAGGCGGAGGUGCUGGAUCUGGACGAGGACGAGGACGACCUGGAGGUGUUCAGCAAGGAUGCCUCAUUGAUGGACAUGAACUCCUUCAGCCCUAUGAUGCCAACGUCCCCUUUAUCAAUGAUAAACCAAAUCAAGUUUGAGGAUGAACCAGAUUUAAAGGAUCUCUUCAUCACAGUUGAUGAACCUGAAAGUCACGUUACUACAAUAGAAACUUUCAUUACCUAUAGGAUUAUUACUAAGACGUCUCGUGGGGAAUUUGACUCCAGUGAAUUUGAAGUUAGGAGACGGUAUCAAGAUUUCCUUUGGUUGAAGGGAAAACUGGAAGAAGCACACCCCACUCUGAUUAUUCCACCAUUGCCAGAAAAGUUUAUAGUAAAAGGAAUGGUGGAACGCUUUAAUGAUGACUUCAUUGAGACACGCAGGAAGGCUUUACAUAAAUUUUUGAACCGAAUUGCUGAUCAUCCAACUUUAACAUUUAAUGAAGACUUCAAAAUUUUUCUCACUGCACAAGCUUGGGAACUCUCUUCUCACAAGAAGCAAGGUCCCGGAUUGCUAAGCAGGAUGGGGCAAACAGUCAGAGCUGUUGCAUCCUCAAUGAGAGGAGUUAAAAACCGCCCAGAGGAGUUCAUGGAAAUGAAUAACUUUAUUGAACUAUUUAGCCAGAAAAUAAAUUUGAUAGAUAAAAUAUCUCAGAGAAUUUAUAAGGAAGAAAGGGAAUAUUUUGAUGAAAUGAAAGAAUAUGGCCCAAUUCAUAUUCUGUGGUCAGCGUCAGAAGAGGAUCUGGUUGAUACUCUAAAGGAUGUUGCCGGCUGCAUUGACAGAUGCUGUAAGGCCACUGAAAAGCGGAUGUCUGGACUCUCAGAGGCCCUGCUUCCUGUUGUACAUGAGUACGUGCUUUAUAGUGAAAUGUUAAUGGGUGUUAUGAAAAGAAGAGACCAAAUACAAGCAGAACUGGAUUCCAAAGUUGAAGCUUUGACUUAUAAAAAGACAGACACUGAUCUGCUUCCAGAGGAGAUUGGAAAACUUGAAGAUAAAGUGGAAUGCGCUAAUAAUGCCCUGAAAGCAGAUUGGGAAAGAUGGAAACAAAAUAUGCAAAAUGACAUCAAGUUAGCAUUUACAGAUAUGGCUGAGGAGAAUAUCAAUUAUUAUGAACAGUGCCUUGCUACGUGGGAAUCAUUCCUUACAUCACAGACCAACCUCCACUUGGAAGAAACCUCUGAAGAUAAACCUUAAUCCCAUUGAGGACUUCUGUUUGAUCUUUGGGAGACAGCAUUUAUUAACCAAAGUUAUUCUUUCUGGAUCUGCCAUGUCCCUUAUAAAGUGGAUGAAAAAUGUUUUGUACUAUCUGGAAAACCAACAACUUGAAACCUCAGGUAUUCCAGGUCACUGACAUGAAUUUGAAAAUAUAUCUAUCUGUAUGGAUAUAUAUCUAUAUGUAUAUAGAUAUAGAAAUACAGAGAGAGAUCUGGCUUGGUUUUAAUUAUGUUCUUAAAUUUGUGUGCCAAUAAUUGCAUAUAGAUUUUUUUUCUUAAAUAUUUGACUGUGGAACAUGCCAUUUUAAAUAUGUUGUAAGGACUGUUUUAAUAAAAAGUUUAGUAUGAA